Messenger RNA from Prinia subflava (tawny-flanked prinia), 3400 nucleotides. RefSeq names its product mutS protein homolog 4-like. Gene Ontology annotation, molecular function: ATP binding; ATP-dependent DNA damage sensor activity; mismatched DNA binding. Gene Ontology annotation, cellular component: nucleus. Bases 310 to 2892 code for a protein of 860 amino acids. Gene Ontology annotation, biological process: reciprocal meiotic recombination; mismatch repair. The record is from RefSeq and is a predicted model, not a curated record. NCBI's taxonomy places the organism in Eukaryota, Metazoa, Chordata, Aves, Passeriformes, Cisticolidae. The transcript has 20 exons.
GGGUUACUUUGGGGAACUUUUUGUAUCCAAACUCCUGACCAGGAAGAAAACAUUGCUGAAGUUCCUGCUAAAACGGUCAUAAUGGUGAAGAAUUAAUGCGGGGUAAAUUACGUUUAAGUGCAGUACUCCUGUUUUAAAGAGCAGAGCAAGCACUUCCCUUGCGUUGCUGUGGCCCUUGCGUAUUUUUAAUGAAACCCGUUGCAGGGCCAGCAGCUCUGUGUACUGCUGCACCGCGGGGCCCUGUGCCGCCAUCGCCGGCGGUGGGCGCGGGCCGGGGGCGGUGCUGAGGCGGUGCUGAGGCGUCGCAGCAUGGCGGGCGCGGGGGGGCGGGCGGCCGCCCCCGCCACCUCGGGGUCUUACACGGGCCGCGGCUCUUCCACGCCAGGAGUGGGCGGGCAGGCGGAGCAGACGCCCCACUACACCCUGGGGCUUCUGCAGACGCCGCACGGCUCGGAGAGCACCGGGGGCUCCUCCAGAGGCGGGACACGGCCGGGCGGCUCCAGCGGCGAAGGCCUCGCAGCCGGCCGGGCCGCCAGGAGCAGCGCGGUGAAGCCGGCAGUUUCCGAAAGGGGGGAAUCAUAUUUUGGGGACAAAAGUUCUUGUGUAGAAAAUGCUAAUACUUUGAAUCUCACGAGUUCUUCUUCUGUGCGAGGUCUGAAUAGCACAUGUAUAGGGAAAACACCUCUCUCUUCUGGUAGAUCUGGUUGCAGAAGCCAUACUUCUCUUAUGGGAUAUUCGGUUACAUCCUCAUCUGCAGUUUCUGCUCAUACUGUUGCAUCGGUUAUUGUAGCUGUAGUGGAAGGAAGAGGCCUUGCCAGAGGUGAAGUAGGAAUGGCCAGUAUAGAUUUAAAAAAUCCUGAGUUGAUACUAUCUCAAUUUGCAGACAAUACUACUUAUGCCAAGGUUAUUACUAAACUCAAGAUUUUAACACCACUAGAAAUAAUAAUGUCAAACACUGCUUGUGACGCAGGGAACACAACAAAAUUGUUCAAUCUGAUAACAGAACAUUUCAAGAAUGUGACUUUUUCAACUGUCCAGAGAAAAUACUUCAAUGAAACAAAGGGUUUGGAGUAUAUAGAACAAUUGUGUGCAUCUGAAUUUAGCACCAUUUUCAUGGAAGUCCAAUCGAAGUAUUACAGUCUUGCAGCUGCUGCAGCUUUGCUGAAAUAUGUUGAAUUUAUUCAAAACGCUGUUUAUGCUCCUAAAUCACUAAAGGUGCGUUUCCAGGGGAGUGAGAAAACAGCUAUGAUAGAUUCAUCAUCAGCACAAAAUCUUGAACUAGUGAUCAAUAACAGAGAUUCGCGGAAUGGUCACACACUCCUUGGUGUUCUAAAUUAUACUAAAACUCCUGGUGGAAGUCGAAGACUUAGAUCCAAUAUCCUGGAACCUCUAGUUGAUGCUGAAACAAUUAACACAAGACUGGACUGUGUUCAGGAGUUACUCCAGGAUGAGGAGCUCUUUUUUGGUCUUCAAGCAGUUAUUUCAAAAUUCCUGGAUACAGAACAACUACUUUCAGUUUUGGUACAGAUUCCAAAGCAGGAUACAGUUAAAACUGCUGAAUCAAAAAUAACUAAUUUAAUCUACCUGAAGCAUACCUUAGAACUUGUGGAGCCUCUAAAAGCUGCUUUAAGAAGCUGCAACACACAGCUGCUAAAGGCUUACUACAAUUCUCUUGAAGAUACAAGAUUUGGAAUUAUACUUGAAAAGAUUACAACUGUAAUUAAUGAUGAUACAAGAUACACAAAAGGAUGUCUGAGUAUGAGGACCCAGAAGUGCUACGCUGUUAAGCCUAACAUCAGUGAAUUCCUUGACAUAGCUCGUAGGACAUAUACAGAAAUUGUUGAUGACAUAGCAGGUAUGAUAACGCAACUUGCAGAAAAGUACAGCCUACCAAUGAAAACAAGUUUCAGCUCUGCUCGUGGAUUUUUUAUCCAGAUGAAUGCUGAUUGUUCAACAUUACCUAAUGGCCAGCUUCCUUCAGAAUUUACAAAGAUCACGAAAAUGAAAAACACAUACAGCUUCACUUCAGCUGAUUUAAUAAAAAUGAAUGAAAGAUGUCAGGAGUCCCUGAGAGAAAUCUAUCACAUGACCUAUUUAAUAGUGUGUAAACUACUGAAUGAGAUCUAUGAACACAUUCAUUGCUUAUACAAGCUGUCCGACAUUGUGUCUAUGCUGGAUAUGCUGCUUUCGUUUGCCCACGCCUGCACUCUUUCUGAUUAUGGACCAAAUAUGAGUGGAAAAUCAACAUACCUGAAACAAAUUGCUCUCUGUCAAAUUAUGGCACAGAUUGGUUCUUAUGUCCCAGCAGAGUAUUGUUCUUUUCGAAUCGCAGAGCAGAUUUUUACCAGAAUAGGUAUGGAUGAUGAUAUUGAAACAAAUGCAUCAACAUUCAUGAAGGAAAUGAAAGAGAUAACGUACAUCAUACAAAAUGCUAAUGAUAAAUCUCUCAUCAUUAUUGAUGAACUUGGCAGAGGUACCAGUGCCGAAGAAGGUAUUGGCAUUUGUUAUGCUGCCUGUGAAUAUCUGUUGAACUUAAAGGCAUUUACACUGUUUGCUACACAUUUCCUGGAACUAUGUCAUAUAGACGCUUUAUAUCCUAACGUGGAAAACUACCAUUUUGAAGUGCAACAUGUGAGAAGCAGUGCUGGAAAUAAGGAGAAAAUUGCUUACACUUACACACUUUCUAAGGGAUACACAGAGGAAAAGAACUAUGGACUAAAAGCUGCAGAAGUGUCCUCCCUACCAUCAUCCAUAAUUUUGGAUGCAAAGGAAAUUACAAAUCACAUUGCAAAACAAAUUUUGCACAGGCAGAAAAGCACUCCUGAGAUGAUGAAACAGAGAGCUGCAUACCAGUUAGCAAUGAGAUUGGUUCAGACUCCCAGAAAUUCUUGACUGGACCCUGACAGUUUGCGUGUAUAUUUGAAAGCCCUGAAGAAAAAGUAUGAAGCCAGUUGUCCUACACCUGGAAAAAAUUAUGAGCAACAGUAAUGUAUAACAUAGACUGUUGUUCUAACUUUUAUGACUGCAAGAUGAUGCUGGUUUUCCCCAAAGUAUUAGUACUGUCUUUUCACGUCGUGUUAUGUUUUUAAUUCUUAGUCUAAAUUACACUCAGUAAUGGAAGACCAUAUCCUUUAUGGGUUCCCUCUCUUCUCUGACAUACCUGGAAGAAAAGCAUUUGCCUUCUAUGAGGAACACAAUUCUUUUUGACAGUAAAUUGUAUCAUUUCCAUCAUUUUAGAGCAGCAUUGAGAGGAGAGGGAAGGACUGGGGCAGAAUACUAAGGAACUCAGAAUUUCAGGCAUGACCCAAAAGAAAGCUGAGACUGCAAAAAGGGAAAACUGUGUCCAAAUUGCCUCGAAGCAGUUUUUGCUGUCUGUUCUUAUUCCUGUUUUAUUCUCGAC